AUGGAGAAUGCUGCAGGACUUAAGGGCAGUAAAUGCAGUUAUAGAGCCCAUGGGAGCAUUGCAGCCAGGACUGCCUUCACCCUCUAUGCUCCCAGCAAACUGACCGCUAAUGAUCUGGACAAGGAAUGUAAGCCAGACUGUUCUGCAAGGGGCAGACACUGCCUGUGCUUCCCGGUGUUCCUGCUCAUCUACCUGGUGGUGCUGGCAGGGAACAGCCUGGUUGCCCUCCUCACUGUGCUGGACUCCAGCCUGCACAGCCCCAUGGACUUCUUCCCGAGGAACUUGUCCUUCCUGCAGGUCUGUUACACCUCCGUCACUCUGCCAAAAAUGCUGCUGUGUCUCCUGAGGGCAGAUGGCAGGAUCCCCUUUCUUGGCUGUGCUGCCCAGCUGUAUUUCCUGGUUCUGCUGGGCAGCACCCAAAGCCUUCUCCUGGCUGCCAUGGCCUACGAGUGCUACCUGGCCGUGUGCCACCCCCUGCACUAUCCCCUGGCCAUGAGCAGGGGGCUCUGCACCAGGCUGCUGCUGGGCUCCUGGGGGGCUGUGGCACCAGUGCAGGUAGGACAGACCUACCAGCUGUUCACUUUGCCCUUCUGUGCAUCCCGUGACCUUCCUCACUUCUUCUGGGACGUCCCCCCGCUGCUGCACCUGGCCUGUGCAGACACGUUCUGGAAUCAAGUGGGGCUGCACACCAUCACCCUGGUUUUUGUAAUCCUUCUCUUCUGCUUAAUAGUUCUGUCUUACAUUCAAAUUAUCAGGGCAAUUCUGAAAAUCCCCUCAGCUCUGGGCAGGUACAAAGCCUUUUCCGCCUGCUCCUCACACCUCGGGGUGCUGACAGUCUUCUAUGGCUCAGCCACAGUCAUCUACUUAAAGGGACACUCGAGGGAUUCUGGAGAUCCUGACAAAUACUCUGCCCUGUUUUACCCAGUUUUGACUCCCGUGUUUAACCCUCUCAUCUAUAGCCUGAAGAAUAAGGAAGUGAGAAUGGCCUUGAAGAGACUCCUAUGGACAAAGUGA
This is a messenger RNA of Neopelma chrysocephalum (saffron-crested tyrant-manakin), 1014 nucleotides long. RefSeq names its product olfactory receptor 10AG1-like. The coding region runs from base 1 to 1014 and encodes 337 amino acids. Lineage: Eukaryota; Metazoa; Chordata; Aves; Passeriformes; Pipridae. The record is from RefSeq and is a predicted model, not a curated record. The transcript has 2 exons. Gene Ontology annotation, biological process: G protein-coupled receptor signaling pathway. Gene Ontology annotation, cellular component: membrane. Gene Ontology annotation, molecular function: G protein-coupled receptor activity; olfactory receptor activity.